GGCAGACAAAGGGCCUGGGCAAAUUCGCCGCCUGGCCUCCUAGAGCUCCGGGGAGGCGUCUGCGCCCGCGGUGGAUCGCGCAGGAGGCGCGCGCGGGGCGAGAAGCUGCGGCCGCGCUCGCGCGGUAGAGGAAAAGCCACGAGAUGCGCCUGACUCACAUCUGUUGCUGCUUCCUCCUUUACCAUCUGGGGUUCCUAUCGAAUGAGAUGGUUUCAGGACUGCAGUUCGCCCCUGACCGCGAGGAGUGGGAAGUCGUAUUUCCUGCACUCUGGCGCCCAGAGCCGGUGGAUGCAGCGGGCGGCAGCGGGGGCAGCGCGGACCCAAGCUGGUUGCGCGGCGUAGGGGGCGGCGGAGGCGCCCGGGGGCAGGCUGCCGGCAGCUCACGGGAGGUGCGCUCCGUGGCCCCCGCUCCACUGGUAGAGCCCGCGGAGGGUCAGUCCGAGUCCCAGUUCCGACCUCCCUUGUCGCCAGGAGGUGAGGAGGACGAGGAGCUGGAAUCACAGGAGCUGCCACGGGGAUCCAACGGUGCUGCCGCCCUGUCCUCGGGAGUCCCGGCCUCGUGGCAGCCGCCGCAGGUCCCACAGCCGCGGCCGUCCCCGUCCCAGUCUCCGUCCCCUCCUSGAGCCCAGCAAGCCGAACAAGACAGCGAUGAGGUGUUGCUGAGGAUCCCGGCCUUCUCCCGGGACCUGUACCUGCUGCUUCGGAGAGAUGGACGCUUCUUGGCUCSGCGCUUCGCUGUGGAACAGCGGCCAAGUCCAGGCCCGGGCCCCACGGGGGCAGCCGCUCCGCGCCCUCCUGCCCCUCCCGAUGCCUCCUGCUUUUACACCGGGGCGGUGCUGCGGCACCCAGGCUCSCUGGCCUCUUUUAGCACCUGUGGAGGUGGUCUGAUGGGAUUUAUACAGCUCAAUGAGGACUUCAUAUUUAUUGAGCCACUCAAUGAUACAAUGGCCAUAACGGGUCAUCCACACCGUGUCUAUAGGCAGAAAAGGUCCGUGGAAGAAAAAGCCACAGAGAAGUCAGCUCUUCACAGUCAUUACUGUGGUAUCAUUUCAGAUAAAGGAAGACCUAGGUCUAAAAAAAUAGCAGAGAAUGGAAGAGAGAAGCGGUAUUCAUACAAAUUACCUCAAGAAUACAACAUAGAGACUGUAGUGGUUGCAGAUCCAGCAAUGGUUUCUUAUCAUGGAGCAGAUGCAGCCAGGAGAUUCAUUCUAACCAUCUUAAAUAUGGUUUUUAACCUUUUCCAACACAAGAGUCUUGGUGUGCAGGUCAAUCUUCGUGUGAUAAAGCUUAUUCUGCUCCAUGAAACUCCAGCAGAUCUGUAUAUUGGGCAUCAUGGAGAGAAAAUGCUGGAGAGUUUUUGUAAAUGGCAACAUGAAGAAUUUGGCAAGAAGAAUGACAUACAUUUAGAGAUGUCCACAAGCUGGGGGGAAGACUUGACUUCAGUGGAUGCAGCUGUGCUUAUAACAAGGAAAGAUUUCUGUGUACAUAAAGAUGAACCCUGUGACACUGUCGGUAUAGCUUACUUGAAUGGAAUGUGCAGUGAAAAGAGAAAGUGUAUCAUUGCUGAAGACAAUGGCCUGAAUCUUGCAUUUACAAUUGCUCAUGAAAUGGGACACAACAUGGGCAUUAAUCAUGACAAUGACCACCCUUCAUGUGCCGAUGGCCUUCAUAUCAUGUCUGGUGAAUGGAUUAAAGGACAAAAUCUUGGUGAUGUUUCAUGGUCUGCAUGUAGCAAGGAGGAUUUGGAAAGAUUUCUCAGGUCAAAAGCCAGUAACUGUUUGCUACAGACAAAUCCCCAGAGUGUCAAUUCCGUGAUGGUCCCCUCUAAGCUGCCGGGGAUGACAUAUACUGCAGAUGAACAAUGUCAGAUUCUCUUUGGGCCCUUGGCUUCCUUUUGUCAAGAGAUGCAGCAUGUUAUUUGUACGGGAUUAUGGUGCAAGGUAGAAGGUGAGAAAGAAUGCAAAACUAAACUUGAUCCACCGAUGGAUGGGACAGACUGUGACCCUGGUAAGUGGUGUAAGGCUGGAGAAUGUACCAGCAGGACCUCAACACCUGAACACCUGGCUGGAGAGUGGAGUGUCUGGAGUUCCUGUAGCCGAACCUGCAGUGCUGGGACCAGCAGUCGAGAGCGCACAUGUCCUGGGCUAGGUUCUGAAGCAAGGGAUUGUAAUGGUCCCAGAAAACAGUACAGAAUAUGUGAGAAUCCACCUUGUCCUGCAGGUUUGCCUGGAUUCAGAGACUGGCAAUGUCAGGCCUAUAGUGUUAGAACUUCAUACCCAAAGCAUGUUCUUCAGUGGCAAGCUGUUCUGGAUGAAGAAAAACCAUGUGCCUUGUUUUGCUCUCCUGUUGGAAAAGAACAGCCUAUUCUUCUAUCAGAAAAAGUGAUGGAUGGAACUGCUUGUGGAUAUCAGGGUUUAGAUAUAUGUGCAAAUGGCAGAUGUCAGAAAGUCGGUUGUGAUGGUUUAUUAGGGUCUCUUGCAAGGGAAGAUCAUUGUGGUGUCUGCAACGGCAAUGGAAAAUCAUGCAAAAUCAUUAAAGGGGAUUUUAAUCAUACCAGAGGAGCAGGUUAUGUAGAAGUGUUGGUGAUACCUGCUGGAGCAAGAAGAAUCAAAGUUGUGGAGGAAAAGCCCGCACAUAGCUAUUUAGCUCUCCGAGAUUCUGGCAAACAGUCUAUAAAUAGUGACUGGAAGAUUGAACACUCUGGAGCAUUCAAUUUAGCUGGAACUACUGUUCAUUACGUGAGAAGAGGCCUCUGGGAGAAGAUCUCUGCCAAAGGUCCUACUACAACACCUUUACACCUCCUGGUACUCCUGUUUCAAGAUCAGAAUUAUGGUCUUCACUAUGAAUACACUGUCCCAUCAGACCCCGUUCCAGAGAAUCAGAGCUCCAAAGAACCAGAACCCCUCUUCAUGUGGACUCACACAGGCUGGGAAGACUGCGAUGCCACAUGUGGAGGAGGAGAAAGGAAGACAACGGUGUCCUGCACAAAAAUCAUGAGCAAGAAUAUCAGCAUCGUCGACAACAAGAAAUGCAAACACUUAACAAAACCAGAGCCACAGAUUCGGAGGUGCAACGAGCAGCCAUGUCAAACACGAUGGAUGAUGACAGAAUGGACCACGUGUUCACGAACUUGUGGAAAAGGCAUGCAGAGCAGACAGGUGGCCUGUACCCAGCAACUGAGCAAUGGAACUCUCAUUAGAGCACGGGAGAGAGAUUGCACUGGGCCUAAGCCUGCCUCUGCCCAGCGCUGUGAGGGACAGGACUGCAUGACCGUGUGGGAGGCAGGAGUGUGGUCCGAGUGCUCUGUCAAGUGUGGAAAAGGUGUACGCCAUCGGACUGUGCGAUGCACUAACCCAAGAAAGAAAUGUGUCCUCUCUACCAGACCCCGAGAAGCUGAAGACUGUGAAGAUUAUUCAAAAUGCUAUGUAUGGAGAAUGGGUGACUGGUCAAAGUGCUCAAUUACCUGUGGCAAAGGAAUGCAGUCCCGGGUCAUCCAGUGCAUGCAUAAGAUCACAGGAAGACAUGGAAAUGAAUGUUUUUCUUCAGAAAAACCUGCAGCAUAUAGGCCAUGCCACCUUCAGCCCUGCAAUGAGAAGAUUAAUGUAAAUACGAUAACAUCACCUAGACUAGCUGCUCUGACUUUCAAGUGCUUGGGUGAUCAGUGGCCCGUAUACUGCCGAGUGAUCCGUGAGAAGAACCUAUGUCAGGACAUGCGGUGGUAUCAGCGCUGCUGUGAGACGUGCAGGGACUUCUAUGCCCAAAAGCUACAGCAGAAGAGUUGACCUCUAGCAGGCUGGCUGGCUGGCUCACAUUUCUUUGCAGUUACAUUAUUUAUAAGCACACACACUAGCAUGUCUUUCAGACCAAAUAUUAGCAGAUUACAUAUAAUUUAAUCAAAUUAAUUUAUUUUUUCCCUGCCAAACAUCCAAUGUGGUAUUUGUUUUGGUAAUACAAACAUUUUGAUUUAUACUAUAAGGCAAAAUUUAUAUGAAUGAAUAAGUUGGAUCCAGUGCCCUAAUAAAAAGAAAAUGAAAAAAAAAAGAUCAUUAGACUUAAAAACAUUUUUUUUAAGUUAAAGUUAGGGCUGUCUCUAAGGUGCUACUUUCCACUAAUACCAUUGAGUUAUACAGUGCUUAUACUACCUUAGCAUAGUUUAGUUAUAUAUGGAGAAAAUCAUGGUUCUUUUUUUUUUUAUGUCCUGCUGCAGAAUUAGCCCAUUUUCUGUAAUCUGCAGGAGAUGUGUAAACAUAAGAAACCUCAUAGUGUUGAACAGAUUUUUAGAGAAUGUAUUAUGAAUUUGGUUCAGAUUUAGGGACAUCCAUAGGAAAAAUUCUACUGUAAUUAUAACCUUAUUUUAAUAAUGGAAAAGAAAGUCAAAGCAGAGACUUUGAUCAUGUUCAUGAACAUGUACUUGAACACAAGUAUUGUAACAAUGAAACACUGUAAUGAUUUACACUGAAUCACCAUUGCACUGUUGAUAUAGUGUAGAGAAACUGUUUUAGAAAUGAUAACAUCCUACAAAAUGUGUAUUAUUUUAUCAUGUUGUCAUUAGAUUUUAGCUUUUUAAAUAUUUUGAACAAAGAAAGCAUUGAUCCACCCAUUUCCUUGUGUCCGUUUAGCAGAUUUAUGAAAGAGUAUAGUGCUUAGAUUCACAAAUCAUAAUGAGAAAACUUACUGAAUAUUUUUCAGCCUUUUCCUUAGGAUCAGAAAAGACGAAAAGCAUGUAAUACUAUGGUAGUUUCAUUGUGUUUUUUUUUCUUUUAAAAAAAUAAAAAGUUUUACAAUUCUGUGAAACGUUCAAAAGCCAGCUUAGAAUUUUUCUCGUGAGAAAAUAUUGUACAUGAUUCACAUGGUUUCUUAGAUUUUUCAAUAAAAUAUGUAAAACUUCCUUUUGGGAGACAAUUCUUCGUAGAUCUCUCACACUUCCACAUGUUUGGCAAGAAAAGGCACUGUCUGUUUUUGUUCUGAAGUCUCUUCUAAAGAACUCUUAUACAAUGAACCAUUGUGGAAGACAGAGGUAGUAUAUUUCUUUGGAACAAAGGGCAAACAUGCUUGCUUCCCGUUUUUUAAGUUUUCAGGCUCUCUAAAAUUGAGGUUCUUUUAUUAUAAUAUAGCCUUCCUACACGUGCAGAUGUCACCUGGUUCUCUUCAUGUUACCCUAUGUGAAUUGGGGCUCAGAGAACCAGUGCAAGGAAAUGCAGAUUCUCUGGCCAAUUUUAUUGCUGUGAGUAAUAAAAUCCUUUGUCUCUAA
Urocitellus parryii (Arctic ground squirrel) is the source of this 5251-nucleotide messenger RNA. RefSeq names its product ADAM metallopeptidase with thrombospondin type 1 motif 19 (gene Adamts19). Gene Ontology annotation, biological process: extracellular matrix organization; proteolysis. The record is from RefSeq and is a predicted model, not a curated record. NCBI's taxonomy places the organism in Eukaryota, Metazoa, Chordata, Mammalia, Rodentia, Sciuridae. Gene Ontology annotation, molecular function: metalloendopeptidase activity. Gene Ontology annotation, cellular component: extracellular matrix.